CCACCACUGCAUUCGCCGACCGGACUCUCUGAACCAGUUGCUACAUUGCGCCUUACUCGAUCCGCUGCUUGUCCUCCUACACUCUUCGUACAACCUAGACUGUUCCACCAGAGCUCUUGAUCUGCAGUUCCGAGCACUGUCGCGUGUUUUGCCUUCCCGGCUUGCUCACCACACUGCAUUUUACCUGCACAUACCCGUCGAGGAUUUCAUUGUCUCUUAUCAGUCUGGUCUGCUACACUAAAUUUAAGCAUGGCAGCAAUGAACGAGCUGGAGUCGCUUCUGCAAUCCCUCCAGGCCUUGAAGGCACCCGGCGUAACUCCCACCAAGGUCAAGGCCAUUACUGCGAUUUGCGUAGAGAAUAUUCAGGCCGACUCGACCAUAAUCCAAAAGAUCCUUCAGCAGCUGCAAAACAGUCCCGCGACACAUAAGCUCGGUGUAUUAUACGUAGUAGACUCGGUCACUCGCCAAUGGGUGGAGAAGGCUAAGGCCGCCGGGCAAGUAGUGUCCCGCAAUGCUGCUCCUGGCACAUAUGCUGCAGGAGUGCAGAGAAUGACGGAUGUUCUGCCAGCCGUAAUGAACGACCUUGUUCAGCAUGCACCUGACGCCCAAAAGGAGAAGAUCACCAAGCUCUUAGACAUCUGGCAACGUGGCCAGACGUUUCCUCUAGACAUGCUCGUAGCUUUCAAGCAGCAGUUGACCGGCAACCAGCAACAUACCCCAAUGGCGCCGCGAAGUCCGCCAAAGGGUAACAACUCUGCGCCAGCUCCCCAUUCUCAGACUAAUGCGCAGCACACAGCCGUCCCCAUGCCUCCAACCAUGCCGCAAAAUUCGCAAGACCCCGGUGCCUUACUUGCAGCUCUUUCCGGCUUUGUACAGCCCAACGGCCAAACUAACGCAGCGCCCGCUCUUCCCUUUCUCCAGAAUAUGGUGCCACCACCACCUCCACCAGGCUUUGUGCCGCCACCUCCGCCAGCAGCGAGUGUACAGCCUGCGAUGCCCCCGCCUCCCCCGGCUGGAAUGAACGAUCUGGCCAGCCAGAUAUUGCAGGCUAUGAGUGCAGGUUCCAUCGCGCCAGAUCAGGCCAUACAGGUACUAAACGCUUUGGCAGUAGCACAAAAUGGAGGGGUAUCAAUGCCACCAGCACAGCCUACAGCGGUACCCCAGGUGCAUUCACCGGCGCAAGCCGCGACGCACAACGGUAACUCGCAGCCGCGGUUUGAGCAAAACGACACGAAGAUGCGAGACCGUAGUAGAUCACCUGACUAUCAUCAGCGUGUGUCUCCUGGCCGUAGAUCACCUCCAAAUCGCCGAGAGAGCCCUGUGUACGGUUCUUACGAUCCCAACGCAAUUGUUGAUGGUAAUGCGGCAAAUCGCUCGGACCGCAAUGAUCGUGGUCGUGGUCGUGGUAAGGCCCGAGGCGGUCGCAAUGAUCGUAAUGAGUAUCGUCAACGUACACCGCCAGCGGAACGGCGACAGCCAAGUCCACCUCAAAACGUCGUAUAUGGUCAAUCUCGUUACAUUGAGUGGGAUCAAAGCUUGCCACGCGACCACAUCAGGGUAUUGAGUCGCACACUGUUCGUAGGCGGCGCAGGCGGCACAGAAGGUGAGAUCCGGGCCAUCUUCAGCCGGUUCGGUAGGGUUCAAACAUGCAUUGUGAACCAAGAUAAGCGGCACGCAUUUGUCAAGAUGUUGACUCGUCCUGAUGCCGUUGCUGCGAAGGAGGGCAUGGAUAGUUUGCAAGAUCCCGUUGCGCAGUCGAAAGCUCGCCAGACACGUUGGGGAGUUGGCUUCGGUCCUCGAGACUGCAGCGACUACAGCACUGGCAUUAGCGUAAUCCCAAUCUCACGGUUGACUGAUGCCGACCGCAAGUGGGCUUUGACAGCAGAGCAUGGUGGGACAGGCGGUCGGCCGCUCGAAGGCAGCAUGGUGAUCGAAGAACCCGACAUUGAGAUUGGAGCAGGUGUUUCGUCGAAAGCAAUUAGUAGACGUGUUCCGACCGAUGGAGGACGCGCCGGUCGCGGCGGCUUCGGCAACCGUGGCGGUUUUGACAAUGGGCCAAAGGUCCGCAAGCAGGAGCAACGCCCCGCCCACGACCCUCGGCAUGUCUCUCCGCGAGGAGAGCAGGGUGUCGCGGUGCCGCCCGCUGUCCCAGGCUUUGGCUUCCAGCUCCCUGGAUUUCAGGCCCGGUAAUGACAAGCUGAUCGAUGACAGUACCGAGAUAGACCAUUAUGACAUGUAUGGUCAGGUCUACGGCGGAUCUAUCUUCACUUUC
Boeremia exigua is the source of this 2272-nucleotide messenger RNA. RefSeq lists its product as uncharacterized. Bases 250 to 2190 code for a protein of 646 amino acids. The record is from RefSeq and is a predicted model, not a curated record. NCBI's taxonomy places the organism in Eukaryota, Fungi, Ascomycota, Dothideomycetes, Pleosporales, Didymellaceae. Gene Ontology annotation, molecular function: RNA binding. The transcript has 5 exons.